Messenger RNA from Archocentrus centrarchus (flier cichlid), 3027 nucleotides. Its product is annotated as Rho guanine nucleotide exchange factor (GEF) 4. The record is from RefSeq and is a predicted model, not a curated record. Lineage: Eukaryota; Metazoa; Chordata; Actinopteri; Cichliformes; Cichlidae. The coding region runs from base 304 to 2997 and encodes 897 amino acids. The transcript has 16 exons. Gene Ontology annotation, molecular function: guanyl-nucleotide exchange factor activity; protein binding. Gene Ontology annotation, biological process: intracellular signal transduction.
UAACACCGCUUCAGACAUGAUGUGUAUUUUAAUCUGAUGCUUGCCCUAUGACAGCUGGAAUAGGCUCAAGCCCAAAUACAAUACAACAGGCCUAAACUAGGCAGCAGCAGGGGAGACAAAAGGAGACAAAGUAUCCUUCAGUCAGACUCAGCCCACGGCUCAGACUGUCCACACCCUCCAGCCGAGCGUUCACAGGUAGGCACAAAGUUCAUGAGCCCCCUUCAUACGAAUUCUUCGGGAUUUUAGGUGUUAACAGCCUUAACGACCUACUCCAAACACCUGUACAGGAAGAAGCAUAAUGAAAUGACAUUGCUGUUGUCCAUCAUCAUCAUCAUGAAUGUGUAUGUUGAGCUCUGCCAUUCAUUUGGGCUUCCUGUGUGGUUAGCAUCGCUGCUACAUGCUGCCAAACGCCUCAGGAGUGACCGCGCACGUCGCAAAAAGGUCUGCCGUCUUCUACAUAGGAAACUGAUUUUUCAUGGGGUUGGUGUGAAGAAGGGGGCUCUCCGUCAGCCCACUUAUGUCUACCCUGAAGAGGUGAAAAUGUUGGUGCGGACUGCCUUCCCAACGGACAUCUGUGACUAUCCAGACCCCUGCCAUGAUGACGCACAAGAAGCCCUUGAAGACUCCCCAAGCCUCUAUGAAGAAUUGGUUUUGGAGAAGGGGGAUUUUGGUGCUGAGUCCCUGGAAUGGUGUGAGCGAAGCAAAGGAAGUGGGGAAACAUUUAAUGAGGAUUUUGACACCUGCUUAUGGCACACCAACAACCUAUUAGAUUUGAUACCAGAUGGAGAAGACUGGAGCUUUGCUGGGACUGGAGGAUGCCUGGAGGAUACCUACAUUUUUCAGCAAACAAUGGGAGGCAGCCUCUGCAGUGGGGACAGUAAGGCCCGACGCAGAGAGUCGGUCUCAGCCAGGGACAGCCACAGAGAUGUCACAGAGAGUCAUGUCAGACCAUUUAUUUGUAGCAGGAGAAAAAGCCCAGAAAACUGUGUGGAACCUAAUAUUCUUUUGAAACUCAGCAAUAGAGACCUUUGUUCAGUUGAGAUCCAACCCCAUCCAAGUACAGAGAAACUGAAAUUUGACUUGCACCAAGAGCAAGGCAGUUUACAAGCUGCUGUCACAGGCAGCACAACGCCAUAUAAUUCACAUAUUCAAAAGCAACACAAAACAUCUGAUGCAAAGCUAGAUGCCAGAGUCACCUUGGGACCCAUCAAGGCCUUCGGGGGGGUGCUCCCCAAGGCCCACUGCUUCUCUCACAGCACCCCCAUUGGUCUUGACUGCCUGUGCUGGAGAAGUCAAAUGUCCUAUUCCUCGGUAGUUGCUCCUGAUGGGACAUCAGAUAAGACAGGACUUCGGGAUGACCUGAGCAGUGAAGAGGAUCUUCUCUAUGAUGAAUUUCGAGGUUCUGGACAUUGUUAUGGACACCCAGGAGGAGGCGGAGGAGAACAGCUAGCCAUCAACGAGCUGAUCAGUGAUGGAAGCGUGGUGUACGCUGAGGCCCUCUGGGACCAUGUCACUAUGGAUGACCAGGAGCUCGGCUUCAAGGCUGGUGAUGUCAUUGAAGUAGUGGAUGCAACUAACAAGGAGUGGUGGUGGGGUCGCAUCAUGGACAGUGAGGGCUGGUUCCCUGCCAGCUUUGUACGGUUGCGGGUGAACCAGGAUGAGCCCAUGGAGGAGUAUCUGGCCCACUUAGAGGAAACUCAGGCUGGAGAAGAGGGCCGGGAAAGUCUGGGCUUGUUGUUGGGACCUGGUUUACCUUGCAAAGAGCAGAUGAGAACAAAUGUCAUCAAUGAGAUUAUGCGUACAGAGAGAGACUACAUCAAGCACCUGAAAGACAUCUGUGAGGGUUACAUCAAACAGUGCCGGAAAAGGACAGACAUGUUCACCGAAGAGCAGCUUCGUACCAUCUUUGGCAAUAUUGAAGAGAUUUACCGAUUCCAGAGGAAGUUCCUCAAAGGUUUGGAGAAGAAGUUCAACAAGGAACAACCACACCUGAGCGAGAUUGGCUGCUGCUUCCUUGAACAACAAACAGAUUUUCAGAUAUAUUCAGAGUAUUGCAACAACCACCCCAAUGCCUGCAUCCAGCUCUCCAAGCUGAUGAAGGUCAACAAGUACAUAUUUUUCUUUGAGGCUUGCCGACUGCUUCAGAAGAUGAUAGACAUAUCUUUGGAUGGCUUCUUGCUGACUCCAGUUCAAAAGAUCUGCAAGUAUCCACUGCAGCUGGCAGAGCUACUCAAAUACACCAACCCUCAACACAGGGACUACAAAGAUGUGGAGGCAGCUUUAAAUGCCAUGAAGAAUGUGGCCAGGCUUAUAAAUGAGAGAAAACGCCGCCUUGAAAACAUUGACAAGAUUGCUCACUGGCAGAGCUCUAUAGAGGACUGGGAGGGUGAAGAUGUCCUCAGCAGAAGCUCUGAACUCAUCUUUUCGGGAGAGUUGUCCAAGCUAUCCCAGCCUCAGGCUAAGAGUCACCAGAGAAUGUUUUUCCUCUUUGACCAUCAGAUGGUGUACUGCAAAAAGGACCUCCUGCGCAGAGACAUACUUUACUACAAGGGCCGGAUGGACAUGGACCACAUGGAAGUAAUAGACCUGGAGGAUGGUAAGGAGAAAGGCUUCAACAUCAGUGUGAAAAAUGCUCUGAAACUGCAGUCGUUGGCUGGAGAUGAGGUCCACCUCCUGUGUGCUAAGAAGCCCGAGCAGAAACAGCGCUGGCUCCGAGCCUUUGCUGACGAGAGGAGGCAGGUCCAGCAAGACCGCGAGACAGGGUUCACUCUCACAGAGGUCCAGAAGAAGCAGGCCAUGGUGAAUGCCUGCAAAAGCCAUCCAGCUGGGAAACCCAAAGCGGUGACCAGACCUUACUAUGACUUUCUCCUGAGGCAGAAACACCCCUCUCUCCCCACUGCUUUGCCACAACAGCAGGUCUUCAUGCUAGCUGAGCCCAAGCGCAAGACCUCCACCUUCUGGCACAACAUUGGCAGACUGACACCCUUCAAGAAGUAAAAAAAAAAAAAAAAACUGUAAAGAAAAAAA